Molecule: messenger RNA, 1382 nt
Organism: Erythranthe guttata (spotted monkey flower)
Lineage: Eukaryota; Viridiplantae; Streptophyta; Magnoliopsida; Lamiales; Phrymaceae
Source: RefSeq, a predicted model, not a curated record
CACCAAAUAGAACGCCAUUACGAAAUUUUCAAUCAACACACACACAAUUUCCAGUUCAAGAAACCUUUUUUCUUGAAUUUAUCACUACUUUUGAGUAAUGGGUUCUCGCCAGUUCUUCACCAUAUAGAAAAUCUUCACACACACUUUUGUGGGAUUUGUUAAAAAGGUUUGAAAAUGGAGGCAGCGAAAUUGGAAUUGGAAGAAACGCUAAUGGUUUUUGAGGCAUCUCUUUCUCACAUCAAAUGGAGGCUCAAACCUUCUUCCAAAUCUCGUCUUCAAACUGAUAUAUUGGCAUUGUGCUCAAGUAUGAGACCUUGUAUCAUGGUUGAUUAUGGCGGGAAAAUGCCCGAAUUAGGGCACCGUCUUUGUGCAUUUCUCACUCAUUGCAAAAAGGUGUCCUCGAUUUUCGAGCUUUUACAUGUGAUGGUCAUAGAUGAAAUGAUCUAUUUAAUUAAUGCCCGAACACUUGCGGACUUUGUCAAAUCAAGUUUGACUAUGGAGACGACGAUGCUCUUUGUUGACCUUGAAAACGACCCGCCAAAGCUGAUGACGCGAGCGGAGAAAAGCCAUGCAACGACGCAGCUUCUCUCAGCUCAGAACUUGUUUUCCUCUGUUUUUCAUGCAGACGGAAUUAUCAGCGAUCACUUGCUACGACACGAUAGUGGGCCCCACUCUGCCGGAGAUGCUGAAUCGUUAGUGGAUCUAAGUUGCUGCCUUAAGGAAUGUGAGGUCACAAUCCCAUCACUUAACGGGUGGCUUCUUGGUUACCCGGUGAUUUAUUUGUUCGGGAAGGACUACAUCGAGCGUGCUGUGUGUAAUCUCUCAACCAAGUCUCUUCACAUUUAUCAAUUUUUUGUCGACAGGGUUGAUAAAUCCAGCAAAGGACAUCAAAAGGAAGAACUAAUGAGUUUUACGGUGCCUUAUGAUUUGAGCAUGGAGGGAAGCAGCGAAGCAUGGGCGAAGUCGUUUUUCGCUGAGAUGCAGGUAAAGUGGGAUAAGUGCAAGCACAUUUGGGGAUCUUUGCAUAUGGAAGUUAAUGCUUGUUACCCGCAAGCAAUUGCUUUGUGAUAAUUUAACGACUUUUUUUCGGUUUUGAUGAUAGAGAUGCAAGCAAUUGCAUUGUGAUAAUUUAACGACUUUUUUUCGGUUUUGACGAUAGAGAUGCGCCGCCCCUUUUUUGUUCUCUUAUGUUUUUUCUCCAUCGUUGUUGUGUUUGUUUCUUAGAGUUUUGUAUUUCGUUCGAAGGAACCGAUAUCUAAAGUAUCGUCAACUUGAUUGGGAUUUUUUUUUUUUGUCCAAUUUGAGGAGUAGAGAAGUGCAAUAGUUUUUUGUUUGUUUCAACCCCUGAAAUUUGGAUUCUAUACUAAAAAGGGUUGGUUUGU